AAGAAAUAAAAAUAGAUAAAUAAAAUUCACAUUCUAUCCAAAAUAAAAAAUAAAUAAAAAUAAAAAUAACAUAAUGAGUCUAUAAGCAAAGCAGGACCUUUUCAAUUUUCAUGCACAAAAACAAAAUAAAAACAUUUCCAAUUCCCAACUGCAACAAUGUCCUCUUCAACCCUUUCAAUCCCCAAUACUUGUCAAUCUGCAUCACACUUUCAAACUCUCUCUCUCUCUCCUUUCAGUCUUUUCCUUCACAAUCCGCCAAAAUCACCUCUUCACAUGUCUUUGUUUGUAGUGAAUUGGUAAAGUAUUACAGUAUCCCUACUACUCACGGGCUGCAUUUUGGACUCAAACCAUGGAAAAUUGCUUCUUUCUUCUUUACAUAUAAGUCCUUAGUCAUUAACCACAGAUGUACUACUAGAAGCUUCUUUCCACUUCUCCCCUGUUUCCUAGCUUCCUUCCAUGGAUCUAAUCAUUCUACUUCCUCUGCUUCUUGCAUCCACAUUUACCCAUCUGCUAUCCGCUAUUGCUCAACCAGCAAACCCCAUUUCUAGAAUCACAGUAGUUGGUGUUGUUUUCUGUGAUAUCUGUUCAAGCAACACUUUCUCCAGACACAGUUAUUUCUUGCCAGGGGUUGAUGUGAACAUACAAUGCAAGUUCAGAGCAAAUUCACCUAAAACUUCAGAGCAGAUUUUGGUUUCAGUAAACAGAACCACUGACAAGUAUGGAGUGUAUAAGAUGGAAAUACCGCAUGUUGAUGGGGUUGAUUGUGUGGAAGGUUUGGCUAUUGAGUCAAUAUGUCACGCAAGUUUGAUAGGAAGUUCACCUUCAGCCUGCAAUGUUCCAGCUUUGAAGACCUCAACAAAUCAGAUUUCAGUGAAAGCAAAACAGGAGAAUCUCUGCAUCUACAGCUUAAAUGCACUCAGCUACAAGCCAUCCAAGAGAAAUGUUACCUUGUGUGGGAACCACAAGGAGAAGUUGCCAAAUUCUUUUGAAACUUCAAAGUGUUUUCUACCUUUCUUCUCUCCAUUUGGUUUCCCCUGGCCUUUUCCUUCAUUUCCCUUCCCUUCCUUACCUCCCCUCCCUCCUUUGCCAUCUUGGCCUUUUCCUUACCCAAGCAAUCCACCAUCUUUGCCCUUCCCUUUUCCUCCAACCCCGUUUCUUUUCAAGCCACCUCCUCCACCUGCAUUCAAUCUAGGAGACCCAAGAACUUGGAUACCAUCCCUUCCUCCUUCCCCGAUGCCAACAGGGAGCAGAGAUUUUUUAUGAGGAUAAAAUUUUUCGUCCUACCUCACUACUUGCAAGGAAUGGAUUCUUGCAACGAUUUUCCAUCUCUUCGAUUUAUAUUAUAAAAUUAAUUUAAUUAU
Molecule: messenger RNA, 1361 nt
Organism: Rubroshorea leprosula
Lineage: Eukaryota; Viridiplantae; Streptophyta; Magnoliopsida; Malvales; Dipterocarpaceae
Source: the annotation of a GenBank genome assembly